Molecule: messenger RNA, 390 nt
Organism: Knipowitschia caucasica
Lineage: Eukaryota; Metazoa; Chordata; Actinopteri; Gobiiformes; Gobiidae
Source: the annotation of a GenBank genome assembly
AUGGGAUCCUCAGGGGGAGAAGUUGUGGUUGGGGGUCCGUCUGCCCUCCUAUUUGGCCUGGUUAGGUUGUGGUUGGGGGUCCGUCUGCCCUCCUAUUUGGCCUGGUUGGUUGUGGCUGGGGGUCCGUCUGCCCUCCUAUUGGGCCUGGUUAGGUUGUGGUUGGGGGUCCGUCUGCCCUCCUAUUGGGCCUGGUUAGGUUGUGGUUGGGGGUCCGUUGUGGUUGGGGGUCCGUCUGCCCUCCUAUUUGGCCUGGUUAGGUUGUGGCUGAGGGUCCGUCUGCCCCUCCUAUUGGGCCUGGUUAGGUUGUGGCUGGGGGUCCGUCUGCCCUCCUAUUGGGCCUGGUUAGGUUGUGGUUGGGGGUCCGUCUGCCCUCCUAUUGGGCCUGGUUAG